AUGAAGCUCCUCCUGUUCCUUGCCGUUUGCCUGGGCUUGUGUUACGCCUCCGAGGGGAAGGUUUAUACUAACUGCGAGUUGUACAGAAUCUUCCAGCAGACUGGGCUGGCCGGAUACCGCGGACAUAGCGCCGCUAACUGGAUUUGCCUCGCCUAUUAUGAAAGCCGUUACAACACUGCAGCUGUGAACAACAACGGGCCGAGCCGUGACUACGGAAUCUUCCAGAUCAACAGCAAAUGGUGGUGCAACGACGGGAAGACUGCCGGCGCUGCAAACGCAUGUGGGAUUAGCUGUCAGAGUCUUCUCAACGACAACAUCUACGAUGACAUUGAAUGCGCCAAGAGAGUGGUGAGAGAUCCCAACGGCAUCUCGGCCUGGGUCGCCUGGAGGGAUCAUUGCAGAGGAAAAAAUCUGAGUUCCUUUACUGCUGGAUGUUAA
Molecule: messenger RNA, 438 nt
Organism: Nanorana parkeri
Lineage: Eukaryota; Metazoa; Chordata; Amphibia; Anura; Dicroglossidae
Product: lysozyme C-1-like
Exons: 4
Coding region: 1-438 (145 amino acids)
Molecular function (GO): lysozyme activity
Source: RefSeq, a predicted model, not a curated record